AUGGGGCGAGAGCCCUUCCUGUCAGCUGACCAUGACCUGGCCGUGCCUAGGGCCAUAGAGGAGAACCUCAUGACCAUGCAGUUUGACAUGGGCUACACCAUUGAGGAUGUUGAGAUGGUCGUGGAAGCGAUGGCGCAAACUGGCAAGGAGCCAACCUUCUGCAUGGGCAACGAUAAGCCACUCGCCGUGGUCUCUGACCGAGCCCACGUGCUCUACGACUACUUCACACAGCGCUUUGCCCAGGUGACGAACCCCGCCAUCGACCCGUACCGAGAGUCGCUUGUGAUGUCCACAGACGUCUUCCUCGGUCGACAAG
Symbiodinium pilosum is the source of this 316-nucleotide messenger RNA. The record is from the annotation of a GenBank genome assembly. NCBI's taxonomy places the organism in Eukaryota, Dinophyceae, Suessiales, Symbiodiniaceae.